AUGCUGAACCGGUACCAAGCCGUAGUGAAUCGCAAACUCUCGCAAGAGGGCUACUACGACGCCGUGCGCCACCUUCUCCCCAUCAGCGCCCACCGCAAUUUACUGAACUCUAGCUACACACCUAUUAUCAACUUCCUUCAAGAAUGUCUGCUCAACCCGCGCUCGCAGUGGGCGAUCCAGUCGUCCUUGGUGUGGGAUCAGCUAGGGGUUACCUACGCCGUGCCGUUUGCUGGGAGGCUUUUCGCGGUCGACCCAGCCAGGCCUGUAACUGCACUCGUGGCUUUUGAGGACGCCAACCGCUACGUGGAGAUGGCCAGUGAGCGCUGCAGAACACUCAACAGCCUCCUGACGACUGGUGCGUCGCUUAAUGUCGUACGUAGGGCAGCUGCCACUACUGCAUCGCCGCCCUUGGCGGCACCUGAGCACACAGCAGUCAAGUCAGCGACAUCCACCGUCACCUUGGCCAGCAGUGCCGCCACAAGUGCGGAGGGGAAGCAGUGGGAAGCCUUUGAGACUAUUGGCCUGCGCCGCGAGGUGUUUGGCGACAUGUCACCUGCGGAAAUUGAGUUUUGGAAGUAUAUUCUUCGGCUGCAGCAGUCGCCUUCGCAGAUUCACGACAUCUCCUUUCACCUCGAAUUUGGUCCGCACCACAUGGACCUCAAAGAAAACGGCCGCUUCAUUCCUGUGACGCGGCUGAACCUGAAUCAGUUCAUCGAGGCGGUGGUAGCAAAACAAGACGAGGUGCACACGUACAUUAGCGAGGUCGCUUCUGGAACUCCGACACACAGCGACGCCUCCAGAGAAGCGGGAAGGGGAAGUGAGGGUUCUGCAGAUCGCUCUGCACCUCGCGUGGCGUCUACCACACCGACUACACCCCAGAUGCCAACGACGCAACAACAUGUCAAAAUCCCAGCGAAGCCGCCAACGCGCACCGUCGGACCUGAGGCGACCUCCGUAGUCGGUCACCCACAACGGGGAGUACACCGUGGCAACGAGGUGCACCUCACAUUACGCGACGUAGACUCAACGGUAGUGCGUUCUAUCAAGGAGUUGCGCUCGCAGUUUCAGCUCGGCCGGCUAACGAAAACCGAGUUGAAUGCGCGGCAGCUGCGCUUUUGCCUGCCCUGCCGUGAUGGUGUCUACAACCUUAUACCAAAUGGUCGACACAUCCAAGUGGCAACGGGCAACAUUGGCAUCUUCCUCCAGUACAUUGAAGAAGAAAGGAGACGUGUGGAGGCGUUAUCCCGGGGCGGGGCAGAGAACCCCGCAGGGCACGUAGGCUUGCACUCUUCUGAAGCAGUGACCUGCGGAAUCAGGUCGUUGAACGCCAUGCAGCGCGAUGAGGAGCGGGGCCCCGACACUGUAGACUUCGCCGACGCCGACGCAGGGUACUGGACGGACAAGAACGUGCUUGAUAUCUGGACGUACGAGUGCACCACAGAUUGCUUGUUGAAGUCUAGCAUGUCUCCAGAAGAAAUAGUGCGGCAGACGCAGCUGCAGUGGGACACAAACUUUCUUAGCAGCAAAGACAGCCCUUACACUGAUGCGUCGGCGAUCGGGUGUGUUAUCUUGCCCAAGGACGUCAAGACUUACCUGCGGCUCUUGCGCAGACGCUUGCAGUCCAUUCGAUUGGCAAUCUUAGACGCAGGCAAGUGCCCUCAACAGCCAUCCGAGUGGGAUAGUGCAGAGUGGGCUGAAGUUAGCCUGCCUGCGCCACCAGUUCUGGCCGCGAUCCAGGCAGAUGUUCACCUCCUCCCGCCCAUGCACGACAAUCUCAACAUUUUCUCGCCCACGUACAACACUGGUGACCUUUUAGCACCGCCGCAGUCACUUAACUUGUAG
This is a messenger RNA of Leishmania braziliensis MHOM/BR/75/M2904, 1842 nucleotides long. RefSeq lists its product as hypothetical. The transcript has a single exon. The record is from RefSeq and is a predicted model, not a curated record. Lineage: Eukaryota; Euglenozoa; Kinetoplastea; Trypanosomatida; Trypanosomatidae. The coding region runs from base 1 to 1842 and encodes 613 amino acids.